Aureobasidium subglaciale EXF-2481 is the source of this 858-nucleotide messenger RNA. RefSeq lists its product as uncharacterized. Lineage: Eukaryota; Fungi; Ascomycota; Dothideomycetes; Dothideales; Saccotheciaceae. The record is from RefSeq and is a predicted model, not a curated record. The transcript has a single exon. The coding region runs from base 329 to 778 and encodes 149 amino acids.
CCGUCAUCAAGGAAGAAACAAGAAUUUGAAUAAAAGACCGUUUGGGGGAUACCAGAAGGUGAAAGGUGAUAUUCCCCCCCCCCAAAAAAAAACACAUUGUUACAAUCAAAACUUUCGCCAAUUCAAUAUUUCUCAAAUGAGUACCUGGAAAUGUUGGCCUGAAAUGAUUCUCCAACACCUCAUCAUUCCAGAAGAGAAAGAGAGAUAUUGAGUCUCACAGGAUCUUACGACUCCCCAUUGUUUCAAAAACUCGACAGAGACAGAAGAAUAAAGGAGCUGGAAACGUAAAAAGUGUUUGACACGACGAAUAUCAAGAUCAAACAAAAACAUGUCACGAAUCCCAAGAGAUCUCAGAAAGAAGAAAAGAAAAAAGUGGUUUGAGAAAGAUGUGAUUUUCAAUCAGAAGAGUAAUGCAAGACCUGCCAAGUUUGAGUCUUUUCGUCAAGUAACCUGCCUUGACGAUAUACACACACACUUGCAAGAAAAGCCGAACAAACAGAAAAUUCUAAUGUAUACAGGAAGAAAAGAAAAGAAGAAAAAAAACAUACAGAUGAGUAAAGAGACUCAGGAACAGAUGGGAGUAGCGAAUGGUUGGUCCCCACUCAAUGAAAGCGCUUGUGGGGAGAAAAAAAUGCUGGGUGUUUGUUGUAGAAUAGUAAUAAUACAGGGGGUAUCAGAUCGAUUUCAUAAAAACGCCGCCAGGGUGUUGUUGUUUUUGACAGCGGAGAAAUGUUUUUCAAUCCAGAAGGGGGAACAAAGCAGUAAUGACUGCUGGUGAGAGUAGGUAUUUCAAGAUUCUCCAGACGCCGAAUGAAAACUACCUGGUGUUCAAGGAAAACUUCAAUGAUAAUUGAUGCA